Trichogramma pretiosum is the source of this 3799-nucleotide messenger RNA. It is a transcript of the gene Atet, whose product is annotated as ATP-binding cassette sub-family G member 4. The coding region runs from base 1231 to 3708 and encodes 825 amino acids. Lineage: Eukaryota; Metazoa; Arthropoda; Insecta; Hymenoptera; Trichogrammatidae. Gene Ontology annotation, molecular function: ABC-type transporter activity; ATP hydrolysis activity; ATP binding. The record is from RefSeq and is a predicted model, not a curated record. Gene Ontology annotation, cellular component: plasma membrane. The transcript is spliced from 10 exons.
CUCGUCGCGUACACGCGCGACAACAACAUUAUAUACAAUAGUGUGUUUUUGCUUGGGUAUAUAACAACAGACAGAUACACACAUACACAGAAGAGCAUAUAUUUACUUGGCUCUUCUCCGGUGCGCGCCACACUACAGUUGAUACAGCUAAUAUAUACCUUGCGUAUAUCUAUCUGGUGCGCUGCGCCUUUUUCGUGUGUGUGUGUGUGUGCAGUGUGCAGUGUUUGUGUCUAUGUGUGUGUGUGAGUGUCCGCCCUCAUUUUCACACCCCCUCUCGGUUGCUUCGACGACGACGAUGGAGUGUCAUGCAGUUCGUUGAGAGUUUUUUGAGUUCCACGAGCUUUUUUCGAGCAUAUAUUUGUAUAGAUUGUUUCUAACCGUUUGACAACAACGAGAAACUCAAGUUAAUUAAUUACACGUCGGCCUCAAGUCGCUUCUCGUCGUAAAAAAACCAACAAAAAAGCUCGAUUACUGCCAGAAAAGUGCAAUACAGCCAAUAAUAUACAUUCUUUUAUAUUAUAACAAUAAAGAAAAUUGUAUACACACAGACGGUGUUUAUACAUGCUGCGGUGCGAUAAAGAAGCGUUAUCAUCGUUGGAAAAUUGCAACGUUAAGCAGCGUAGCGUAGUGCACAGUGUUUUCACGACAAACAAAGUGUGUACCGCAGCGAUACACGUACAUACAGGGCAAAACCCCCCCAGUGCAAUUAUCAUUUAAUUCGUCAAUUUUAAGUGUAGAAGCGAGCGACAGCAGCAACUGUCAUUCGUCGAAAAGCUCGUAUAAGCACCUUCGAGAGCCUACUUACUACUAGUUUAUACGUUCGAUAAGUGUAUUAUAUUUAGGAGUUUUUUGGUGGCAAUAGCGAGUGUCGUCGUGCUGACGGUAUGUGUGCAGCAGCGACUGUGUGACAGCUCUCAGCUGUUCUCUCGUACACAUACAGAUAUACCAAACGUGAAGUAUACGCAGGGAGCACAGAAAGCCGCUGCUCGUGCGGACACAUUGAACACGGAGUUCGGAGUGUGUACUGUGUAGUGCGCUGUUGUGAACGAAAACAAAAGUACAAGAGAGAUUUAAUAAAAAUUUACGGAGUGUACAAGGAGCGACGCACCGAUGACUCGUCUUUGGAGUUGACGCUCGGCGCACAGAGAAUAGAUAGAUAGAUAGACAAGUUCGCAACAGAGAUCUAUAAAACAGUCGUUUACCUUGGAAGAGCCUUGAGGCGCGAGGAGGAUGGCGGAUCUGAAGAAUCUCACCGGGGCCGGAUCGCGUUACAACGGCGACGAGCAGGUGCAAUUCAUACCGGGCGGCAGUCAUCAAGUGACCAUACGCUCGCCACCCCCGCUGCUCCUCGAGAAUCUCAACAACGCGGCAGUUCUUGGCGGUCCGCAGAAUUACGUGCAGAAUUGCGCCUACAACGGGGUCGGCAACGGCAACAGCAACAACAACGGCGCCAGCAACGGCAACGGCAACGUGGCAGCGGCACCGCCGUCCGUGGUCGUCGUCGGCAGCGGCGUCGUCGGAACCAACAAUCAGCAGCAGCCGAUGAACGUCGGCAACAACAUGCUCUGCGCGCCGCGCAAAGUGCCCAACAAUCACACGAGUCCCGGCCAGCAUCAUCAGCCGUUCAAAAAGCCCGCGGUUGCGCUCACCCAUCUGCCGAAGCGGCCGCCCGUCGACAUCGAGUUCAAGAAUCUCGCCUACAGCGUCUCCGAGGGACGACAGAGAGGCGGUCUGUUCCCAGGUUACAAGACGAUACUCAAGUGCGUCCAGGGCAAGUUCAGAUGCGGCGAGCUCACGGCCAUCAUGGGCCCGUCCGGCGCCGGCAAGAGCACCCUCAUGAACGUCCUCGCCGGCUACAAAACGUCGAAUCUCAGCGGCUCGGUGCUGAUAAACGGCAAGGAUCGCAAUCUGCGCCGAUUUCGCAAGAUGUCCUGCUACAUAAUGCAGGACGACCGUCUGUUGCCCCAUCUCACCGUAUACGAGGCCAUGACGGUGUCGGCGAAUCUCAAGCUCGGCAAGGACAUCACCGCGGCGGCCAAGAAGGUCGUGAUCGAGGAGAUCAUCGAGACCCUCGGCCUGAGCGACGCCAGCAGCACGCUGACCCAUCGUCUGUCGGGCGGCCAGAUGAAGCGGCUCUCGAUAGCUCUGGAGCUGGUCAACAAUCCGCCGGUGAUGUUCUUCGACGAGCCGACCUCGGGCCUGGACAGCUCGAGCUGCUUCCAGUGUCUGAGUCUGCUCAAGUCGCUGAGUCGGGGCGGCCGCACCAUCAUCUGCACGAUACACCAGCCGAGCGCGAGACUCUUCGAGAUGUUCGAUCAUCUGUACAUACUGGCCGAGGGACAGUGCAUUUAUCAGGGCAACGUGGGUGGAUUGGUGCCGUUUCUGUCGUCCAUGUGCCUGGACUGUCCGAGCUAUCACAAUCCUGCCGAUUACGUCAUGGAAGUGGCCAGUGGGGAGCACGGCGAGUGCGUGCACAAGCUCGUCUGCGCCGUCAACAACGGCAAGUGCAACAAUUAUCAGCACUACCAGACGGCCCUGGUGGCCGCCCAGGCCCUGUCCAACGACAUCGCCAAGCAGCCGCCGACGAGUCCGGCCGGUCAACAGCAGCAGCAACAGCAGCAACAGCAGCAGCAACAACAACAGCAACAGCAACAGGAUCAGCAGACACCGCCCAGCGGCAACAACGGCAAGGAACUGACGGUGGCCGGAGUGGUGGGCGGUGGCCAGGCACUGGUGCCGAACGGCGUGGCCUGCGGCAAGGCGCCGACGUCGUCGAGCAACGGCACGAGCUGCGUCCUGAGCCUGCCCGUGUCGUGCACCACCUCGCUGCUCGACAGCGCCGAGAGCAUCGAGCAGAAGGUCGGCUUCCCGACCAACGGCUGGAUACAGUUCUGGAUACUGCUCAAGCGCACCUUCCUCUCGCAGUGUCGCGACAUGACAUUGACGAAGGUCAGGCUGAUAUCACACAUAAUCGUGGGUUUUCUCAUCGGGGCAAUUUACUACGACAUUGGCAACGACGCGUCCAAGGCCAUGAGCAACGCCGGCUGCGUGUUCUUCACCGUCAUGUUCAUCAUGUUCACGGCCAUGAUGCCGACCAUCCUCACUUUUCCCGUGGAGAUGGCCGUGUUCGUGCGGGAGCACUUGAACUACUGGUACUCGCUCAAGGCCUUUUAUCUGGCGAGGACCCUAGCCGACAUACCGUUUCAGAUCGUGUACUCGAUAGCUUACAUCAUCAUCGUUUACUUCAUGACGUCGCAGCCGCUCGAGUACGAGCGAUUCUUCAUGUAUCUCAACAUCUGCAUACUGACGUCGCUGGUCGCCCAGUCGAUCGGUCUGCUGAUCGGCGCCGCGAUGAGCGUCGAGUCCGGCGUGUUCAUCGGGCCCGUGACCUCGGUGCCGAUCGUCCUGUUCUCCGGCUUCUUUCUCAACUUCAACGCCAUGCCGAGGUACCUGCAGAUCGUCUCCUACUUCUCGUACAUACGCUACGGCUUCGAGGGCGCCAUGAUCACCGUCUACGGCUACAAUCGCAAGUCGCUCAAGUGCUCGGAGGACUUUUGCCUGUACAAGUCGCCGCGCAAAUUUCUCAGCGACAUGUCCAUGGACCAGGCCGUCUACUGGAUCGACGUGGUGGCCCUCGUGGGCUUUCUCAUACUGCUGCGCAUCGUCGCCUACUUCGUGCUCAGGCUCAAGCUGCGCUCGUUGCGUUAAGGAGAAAAAAAACACGACAAAAAAUUAGCGACGACGAAAAGAAAACUAUUUUUAAAACGAGAUUCGCGCGUGAUCGAUGUGUAUAUUUGUU